Naegleria fowleri is the source of this 249-nucleotide messenger RNA. RefSeq lists its product as uncharacterized. The coding region runs from base 1 to 249 and encodes 82 amino acids. The record is from RefSeq and is a predicted model, not a curated record. The transcript has a single exon. Lineage: Eukaryota; Heterolobosea; Eutetramitea; Acrasida; Naegleriidae.
AUGUCCAACCUUGAAGACAUACUUGAUCGCCCCUAUAAGAUUGAAGAGGGUGAUUUGAAUUCAUUAAGUCAGUGGAUGGCACAGAAAAAAGAAUUGGAAGAGCAAGUGAAAACUCUUGAAAUGAAACUUGUAAAUCAAAACACUGAACACAUGCAACAAUGUCAAACUUUGAUCAAACAUCUCUCUGAACAAGGAUCUGCCAUCAAGGAUUUACAGGAUCAACUUGCGCAAACAAAUGGAACAGAUUAA